AUUGUUUGUAUUCUCCUAUAUAUAACCUCUACAAUCAUGUUUGCAUCAAAGUUUUGAGAUCCUGUAUUCCAAUUUCAAAUUUAUACAAAAAAAAAAGUUCAGGGGAAUUACAAACAUCCACAUAAAUCAAAACAAUGGCUAGUAGUAGUUGGUCUGCAGAAAAUGCCACAAAAGCCUAUCUCAACACUUUGAAAAUGGAUCUAAAGAUUAAAGAACCAUCCAUUGCUGAAUUUAUAUCAGCAUUAGCAGCUGGAAACAAUGCACAGCUAAUGGUAGUAGCUUGUGCUGCUGCAGCUGAUUUAACAACAUUUGCACUAAUUGCUGCUGCUAAUGAAACUAAUGGCAAUGUAAUAUGCAUUGUACCUAACAAUGAAGAUCUACUUGCCUCAAAAUAUUUCUUAGGAGCAUAUUCUAAUAAAGUGAAGUUUAUUAUUGGAAAAGAAGUACAAGAAUUUGAUGUAUUAAACAAAGCUGAUUUUGUGGUAAUUGAUUGUAACCUUGUGAACCAUGAAGAGAUUGUUGAAUUAGUACAAAUUGGUGAUGGUAAUAAGCAAAAGGGUGUAAGUGUUAUUGGUUAUAAUGCUUUUAGUUAUAAAGGGUCAUGGAGAUCAUGUAUAUCAAAAACACAAUUGCUUCCUAUUGGUGAAGGGUUGUUUCUGACAAGAUUUGGAGAAAAUAAUGCUAUUACACCUAAAUUUGGAUCUGGAUUGAGAAAGAGUGCUCGAAGUCGCUGGAUUGUGAAGGUUGAUAAAUGCACUGGUGAAGAAAAUGUGUAUAGAAUAAGGAUUCCUCAAAGAUAAUAGAUAAAAGCUCAAUUAUGUAUGGUUAAUCUGGAUGGAAAGAAAAUCAUGUAGUUAACUAGUUCUCUAUUUAUAUUUUAUAGAAAACAAAACAUUAUAUUCAUGUUAUAUAUUGUAAUGGACAAUUAGUCCUAUUUGAAAACAUUAAAUUUUGUUUAUAUA
This is a messenger RNA of Lathyrus oleraceus (garden pea), 962 nucleotides long. RefSeq lists its product as uncharacterized. The transcript has 2 exons. The record is from RefSeq and is a predicted model, not a curated record. The coding region runs from base 135 to 800 and encodes 221 amino acids. Lineage: Eukaryota; Viridiplantae; Streptophyta; Magnoliopsida; Fabales; Fabaceae.